UUCCGAGGCGACACCGGCAAGGCCGCACUCUUCACCGAAGCAGACAACGUCGUACUCGCCAAGAUGUCCGUGAUGCUCAUGCACUCGGGUGCCUACCGCGUCCAGAAGGCCGCCUGCGCCGUGUGCGCCGGACCGCUCGGCUGGAAGUUCGUGCGCGCGACCGAGCAGACCGAGAAGUGGAAGGAGGGCUUCAUCGUGCUCGAGCUGGCGCUGCUC
Molecule: messenger RNA, 216 nt
Organism: Phanerochaete carnosa HHB-10118-sp
Lineage: Eukaryota; Fungi; Basidiomycota; Agaricomycetes; Polyporales; Phanerochaetaceae
Exons: 2
Source: RefSeq, a predicted model, not a curated record